Botrytis fragariae is the source of this 399-nucleotide messenger RNA. RefSeq lists its product as uncharacterized. NCBI's taxonomy places the organism in Eukaryota, Fungi, Ascomycota, Leotiomycetes, Helotiales, Sclerotiniaceae. Bases 1 to 399 code for a protein of 132 amino acids. The record is from RefSeq and is a predicted model, not a curated record. The transcript has 2 exons.
AUGGCGCGAAACACCAUCGAGACACCACCCUCCUUCCCCGACGUCCUGGCCCCAAACAUCAAAUUCAUCAAAAAAGGAGAAUACGAACUCGACCUACCCAGCUCAUUCAGCUUUGGUCCACCGUCCGGAGGACAAGCCGCAACGGUGCAAGCAGGACUAGAACAGAAGAGAGCGCGAGAAAUGGGGGUUACGAAGAUUGUGGAUGCGGAAUCUGGAUCUUACCGAGCUCCCGCGAUGAUUACUCCUCUAGCGACGAGUAUUGAGAUUAAGAAAUUGUUGCCGCCGAGAGGAACGAAGUGGUUGUUCAUGAGAGCCCAGGCGAAAGAGGUUAAAGAUGGGAGGUUGAGUAUGGAAGUAAUGUUGUUUGAUGAGGGGAUGGAAUUGGUAGCGUUGAGUUAA